AUGGACGGGCCACAGCGGUUAUCCCCCAACACCCAGAAGCAGGGCCGCCGGCGACGCUCUAGCAGUCUCAUCUACCAGGAACCCGCCGAGUCCAUCGAGCACACGAGCGACCAGGCCGCCUUGCCCAACCUCAAUGCUAACUGGGUCAAUGCCAAGGGUGCCUGGACCAUUCAUUUCGUCCUCAUCGCUGCCCUCAAGAUCUUCUACGACAUUAUCCCGGGCGUCUCACAGGAGACCUCGUGGACCCUCACCAACAUCAGCUACAUGUUCGGCUCCUUCCUCAUGUUUCACUGGGUGCGGGGCAUCCCCUUCGAGUUCAACGCCGGUGCCUACGACAAUCUCAACAUGUGGGAGCAGAUCGACAACGGCGAUCAGUACACCCCGGCCAAAAAGUUCCUGCUCAGCGUGCCCAUCAUGCUCUUCCUCCUCAGCACCCACUAUACACACUACGACGUGACCUAUUUCAUUAUCAACUUCCUGGCCACCCUGGGAGUUGUCAUUCCCAAACUGCCUUUUUCGCAUCGGUUGCGAAUAGGCCUCUUCUCCGACUUACCAGAGGAAUAA
Molecule: messenger RNA, 564 nt
Organism: Penicillium cinerascens
Lineage: Eukaryota; Fungi; Ascomycota; Eurotiomycetes; Eurotiales; Aspergillaceae
Product: ORMDL family protein
Exons: 3
Coding region: 1-564 (187 amino acids)
Biological process (GO): ceramide metabolic process; intracellular sphingolipid homeostasis; negative regulation of ceramide biosynthetic process
Cellular component (GO): endoplasmic reticulum membrane
Source: RefSeq, a predicted model, not a curated record